AUGCACCGCCGAGCCCCACUAGCAGGUUGCGCCCCCUGCCCCAUCUCUAUCUGGCUCCCUGCUCCUCCUCGACCUGCGCGAGCGGACAUGGGGCUCCACUCUUCCUACUCGUACCAACCCAUCGAGGCUCUGGCGCAGUACUGUGCGCGCGACGCACCCAAGAGCUCCAAGGUACAUGUUGGUGCCCCUCCCAAGACAUUGGCGAGGACGAAAGAGGACACUACAGAGCCUUCCCUGCCGGACUCCACUAUACGAGCCGUAUCCGAAGAGGGCUCUCCCCCCCAAGUCGCAACGCAAGCACCUCACCUGGCUGUGUCAUGUUCUGCUCGCUCGCUCCCCCUCCCCCCGUCAAAGACGGCACAAUGUUGCCAGUGCCUAGGACAUGUCUAGUGGAGGCUUUGCAAGAUGAUCUGACUGCGAAGUGGGGAUAUGCGAUGAUACCAGCACGACACCUCGCGUCUUCCGUCACGGACGACGCGGCCUACCAAGCAAGGUCGGAAUAGGGGAUUCGUGCCACGAAGGCACGAGUCUAGGUGAAUAGACGAGAUAGGCCACUGUGGGCGGUCAGGGCUGGCAGACACGGAGAGAGAG
Verticillium alfalfae VaMs.102 is the source of this 591-nucleotide messenger RNA. RefSeq lists its product as hypothetical. The record is from RefSeq and is a predicted model, not a curated record. Lineage: Eukaryota; Fungi; Ascomycota; Sordariomycetes; Glomerellales; Plectosphaerellaceae. Bases 1 to 390 code for a protein of 129 amino acids. The transcript has a single exon.